AUGGCGGUCUUGCCGGAGGUGACGACGACCACGAAAGAGGUGAACCUCGAAGAUAUCCGGAUUGAGAACGACGGUAUGAGCACGCCGGAGGCAGUAGAUCGCCUAAGGGAGAUCAUCUGGAGCCGACAGUACCUGCUGCUUGGGAAAGGGAACGCACUGCCACCCGCCGCGCGAGGCGUCGUCUGCGACAUCGAAACAGGGGACGCUAAGCUGGUAGCUCAACGCGUGACAAGCUGUCCAAUCUGA
Messenger RNA from Phytophthora nicotianae INRA-310, 246 nucleotides. RefSeq lists its product as hypothetical. NCBI's taxonomy places the organism in Eukaryota, Oomycota, Peronosporomycetes, Peronosporales, Peronosporaceae. The coding region runs from base 1 to 246 and encodes 81 amino acids. The transcript has a single exon. The record is from RefSeq and is a predicted model, not a curated record.